This is a messenger RNA of Alternaria atra, 2178 nucleotides long. RefSeq lists its product as uncharacterized. The coding region runs from base 1 to 2178 and encodes 725 amino acids. The transcript has a single exon. Lineage: Eukaryota; Fungi; Ascomycota; Dothideomycetes; Pleosporales; Pleosporaceae. The record is from RefSeq and is a predicted model, not a curated record.
AUGUCUGGUUGGGCCUCCAAGUUGACGUCCUUGGGUCAUUCCAAGUCGGAGGACAAGGACGAGACGUCACUCACUACACUUCUCGAUGCAGACCAAUGCGCGGAUUUGACUUUCUUGAUAGCCACUAUCACGGCAUCUAUGCGACAGUCCUUGGUCGACACCUUCACUGCUGAAGAAUUUCCAAUCGAUUCAGAGACUGCCAAAUCGGAAGAAGAAGUACUACAAGACGCACCCUCCAACCUCGACGAUGUCGACGUUGCCAAGGAAGACAAGAUAAAGAAAGAGAGGGAAGCACGCGAAGAAGAUGCAAGAAAAGAGCUCGCGCAACCUGAAGUGCAAGAGUUGAAGAAGGAAAUGUUGAAGUACUUCGAUGGGUGGCGAGGCAACGUCAUCAGCAGAAUUGGGGAGGUGGUCAAUUCGAAAGAAAAGGCCAAGGAGCAGACACGUCAGGUCGAAGGCGAUAAGGUUGAACAAAUCGCGAAGAAGUCCGAGACUGGCCUCAAGAGCAUCAAGAAGCUUGACGGGAAGGACGAGGACGAGGACAAGAUGUUCAAGGACCUCUAUCCGCCCGUUUCCAACGCCCUCACUCAGCUGGAAGAAAGCAAGCGAGCCCUUAUACUACACUCGCUCGUGCUUAUACUGCUCAGUCUGGAGCACUACUCAGCACAUUCUCGCGUCCUGAUUCUCUAUCUCACAAGUUCUCUCGGGCUGAGUAGAGCCGUCCUGAAGAAAGAUGAGGAGACUGUCGCCCAAGGUCUUCUAGAGGCAGCAUCUCAACAACUAAAUGCUGACGAAGAGACCAAGCAAGCUGCCGAGAAAUCACAAGCCGCUCGAAAAUGGAAGGUUGGCCUCGCUGGCGUUGCUGGUGCCGCGCUCAUUGGUGUCACUGGUGGUCUCGCUGCACCACUUCUUGCGGCGGGUGUUGGAAGUGUGAUGGGAGGCAUUGGUCUAGGUGCUACAGCAGCCGCGGGGUAUCUAGGUACUCUGGCUGGUUCUUCUGUCCUUGUAGGUGGGCUGUUUGGCGCUUACGGUGCGAAGAUGACGGGGCGCGCUAUGGAUGAUUACGCUCGACAGGUCGAAGACUUUGCCUUCAUCCCAAUUCAUCGUACCCAAGACCCGCGGCACCAAGACAACGAGUCUCGCCGUCUCCGCGUCGCGAUUGCUAUCUCUGGUUGGCUGCGCAGCCCUGAGGAGGUAUCAAAGCCAUGGAGAUACAUCAGCAAGGGAACAGAAGGUUUUGCACUUCGUUGGGAGCUUGAGGCGCUUCUUAAGCUUGGACACAGUCUCGAGACAUUUAUGACUAGUGCUGCUUGGGGUUAUGCAAAGAAGAAGAUCAUUGAGCAGACUGUCUUUGCUGCGAUGACGGCUGCACUGUGGCCGCUAGGCUUGCUCAAGAUUGCCACUAUGCUCGACAACCCAUUUUCGGUUGCCAAGUAUCGUUCCGAGAAGGCUGGUGAGGUUCUCGCUGAAGCACUGAUCAACAAGGUUCAAGGUGAACGGCCGGUCACCCUUGUGGGCUAUUCUCUCGGUGCACGCGUCAUCUAUUCCUGCCUUCAGACACUCGCUCAGCGUAAAGCUUUUGGCCUCAUCGAAAACGUGGUCCUUGUUGGCGCCCCAUGCCCCUCUGAUGCUGCCGACUGGCGACGCAUGCGCUCUGUAGUGAGCGGUCGCUGCGUCAACGUUUUCUCCAAAUCAGACUACAUCCUCGGCUUCCUCUACCGCACCUCAUCCAUGCAGCUCGGCGUCGCAGGCCUGCAACCCGUUGUUGGCGUGCACGGAAUACAGAACGUCGAUGUCAGCGACAUUGUGGACGGUCAUCUCCAAUACCGCUUCAUCACGGGCUCCAUUCUCCGCAAGAUUGGCUUCGAAGACGUUGAUAUCGAGGAGGUGGAGCGCGCUGAGGCUGAUCUAGCGAAGGAGAAGAAACAGGAAGAGGAUGAGCGGAAGAAGAACGAAGGAAGCAAAGGAGAAGGUAACGAAGAGAAGGAAAAAGAGGAGUUGGAGCAGGCUGUGCAAAAGAAGCAAGAGCAGAGUUGGAUGCAGGUUACGCAGCAGAAAAUGCAGGGCUUAGACAUUGGUGGGUUUGUCAAGGGUCUGCCGGGCAAAGUGGCACCAGGGUAUGGGGCAGAAAAGGCGGCGAAGACACAUACUGGUGAUUUCAAAGAUACUCAGUCGUGA